AUUUUCUCUCUCAGGUUCGCGUCACCUCAACUGUCCGCUUUCGCUCUCCGAUGCUUCCGGCUACUCUGUUAUUAGCUUUCUUUGUGUUUCUUUUAAAGCCACGAUUGAUAUAUGACCAGUGUUGCACACUCGCAGCUUGAAGCCAGAGUCAAAGUGAUUGAUGCCAGACUCUCAGUGUUUGCUACAGGUGGCCCAAAAUAAGGAAGCGGAUUUUAACCGCCAAUGUUGAGCCACACAAAAGUCCUUGAGUUUCGACCACCAUGACAGAUGCAUCUGACAGUCAGCAGCGCGCAUCAGGUAUGCACGCCUCACUAUAAAAGAGGAGCAAGUCAGGGCACCAACACCACCACCAGCAGCAGCAGCAUCAUCCAGUGCGCUCCAGAAGACUUGGCUCCCUCCGCCGCCGCCACCAGAAAAAAAAAAGGUCCAUCCAGCAUGCUGAAACCGUGCAUGAUGUUCGCCGCGCUCCUCUUGUGCUUGCUGGUGUUUUGGGGCAGCCUCGCCGACGCGUACCCUCCCAAACCCGAGAGCCCGGGCAGCAACGCCUCCCCGGAGGACUGGGCCAAGUACCAGGCUGCCGUCAGGCAUUAUGUCAACCUCAUCACCAGACAGAGAUAUGGGAAGAGGUCAUCCCCUGAGCAGGCCGUGGCGUGGCUGCUGUAUGGUGCCGAGCCAAGCCAAGACUCCGAACCACGUUUGGACUAUAACAGUGCGUGGUAAUCGCCCCAAAAGGUGACCCGUCCUCCUAGAAAAGAAUCCAACAAUCAAACCCUGGGAUUUCCUGGAGGGCCAACCCACAGCGAAAUAAUCUAUUUCAAUUUCCUAAUAUGCACGCAUGUUUAUCGUUUUGUUUGUCUGCAUUGCUUCUCUUUGUUUUCUGGGCGACAGUGUAAAUAAUUUGUAUGAGGAAACUAACUUUACAAUAAAGGAAAUAAUGGC
Messenger RNA from Hippocampus zosterae (dwarf seahorse), 939 nucleotides. Its product is annotated as peptide Y-like. Lineage: Eukaryota; Metazoa; Chordata; Actinopteri; Syngnathiformes; Syngnathidae. The record is from RefSeq and is a predicted model, not a curated record. The transcript has 5 exons. Gene Ontology annotation, cellular component: extracellular region. Gene Ontology annotation, molecular function: neuropeptide Y receptor binding; neuropeptide hormone activity. Bases 268 to 720 code for a protein of 150 amino acids. Gene Ontology annotation, biological process: feeding behavior; neuropeptide signaling pathway.